Molecule: messenger RNA, 3206 nt
Organism: Tuber aestivum (summer truffle)
Lineage: Eukaryota; Fungi; Ascomycota; Pezizomycetes; Pezizales; Tuberaceae
Source: the annotation of a GenBank genome assembly
GACCUUCCCUACCUGACUUAAACCCUUAUCCACCAAAUUCACCGUCACAGCAGGAAAUAUCCUCCAUAACCGGGAACGAAACAUCACCCUCUCGAACCCUGGGCACCUCGAACCGUAUGCAUUCCCCACCUUCAUCACCAUUCACCCGGAGAACCUUUUGAUCCUUACCUUACUUUUGUCCCUUCCCUCCCCCCCUCCUCCUCCGCCUCCUCCUCCAACACCAACACAUUCUCCCACCACAACACGAGCCGAGGAUGGAGAAACCAACUUCGAAGAAAACACCGUCUCCGACAGCUCAACCUUUUGUUCCUGGUCGUCAGGCUACCCGUUCCUCGUUCCUUACUUCGGCACCUACCUUAGCACCAUCGAACGCCAGCACUGCAGCUUCUAAAGAACGCGUGAACUUGCCAGCCCCGUUGGUUCCUUGUAGAUACUUCGCAGCAGGUUACUGUCAACGAGGCCCCACUUGUUUCUACAAACAUGAUCUAUCAUCGGUAACACUUCCUGGCCUUGAGAACGCUGAUAAAGGGAAGAAGGCCCGUGAGCCAGAGAAUACAGACAUUUGUGCAAUAUGCUACGAGAUCCCGGCAACGUAUGGGCUCCUGACGAGCUGUGAUCAUGUUUUCUGCCUUUGUAAGUUUGCUUCUUUCGGGCUAUUAUUUAUCACGGGAAGUGUCUGUGACUGACGGCGUUUUCUAGCAUGCAUUCGAGCCUGGAGAUCUACAUCUGCGCCGGAUGCUGUUCCAGAUUCGGAGGGUGGCGUCCUCAGCAAGACUUCGAAGACCUGCCCGCUGUGCCGGGUCCGCAGCAAGUUUAUUAUCCCCAGCAGUGUUUUCCCUCGAGCCGCCGGAGAAGCGCCGGAUGAGGGGGAGAAGGUCAAUACGGCCAAGGAUGCGAUCAUAGCAGCCUAUCUCGCAAAACUUAAGACUAUUCCUUGUAUGACCCCAUCAGUACUUACACUGCUGUGCCCGCAUGGGUGGCAAGUUGGCAGUCAAAACUGAUGAGAUAUACGUAGGUCGUCAUUUUGCCAACUCCCUGCUGCCCAACGCUUCUCCUCGCUCCCGCCGUGAUCUCCCCGAUUGUCCAUUCGGCAAUGAUUGUCACUACCAACACACGUUCCGUGGAUCCCCUUACGUCUUUAGCGACUCGGAGCUGAGCGCUCAACGUCGUCGUAGAACUAACAACCCCCGCCGCCUGGGAUGGAUGGAACGCCUUCUUCUCGGUGCAGGUCACGAUUAUGGCGGUGAUUUGCCCCUACCCUCACCCCCCUGGCCUGUUUCAGAGGAAGAGGCAAGAACUCUGAUGGAGAUUAUUCUCGAAGGUGGUGACCCCCCAGAAUGGGACGAAUUUGAGGAGGAAGAAGAAGAGGAUGAAGACGAUGAGGAUGAUUACUAUGAAGAUGUUGACGACUCUUUUGAUCCCAACUGGGAACAGCGCAUCACUAUGGAAUUCUCAGCUCCUCCUAGGUUUAACUCUCGGAGUAGGUGGUUGCGGGGCCCUGCGGAAGAGGACGAGGGCGAUCUCUUGCCAUUUUGAGGCGUUGUUUUCUAUCCAUCUCUGGUCUAUUCUUGCGCGGGGUGAGGGUGCUGGGAUAUUUUAAUGCUUCUAAAAUCAGAUUCACUAGGUUUAGUUUCGAGAGACGCGGUGGGGGUGGAGUUAUGGCAUGUAGUGUCACUCGAAUCAGAUUUCUAGUAGUCUGAAUUAAUCUCUACUUUUUUAUUGCUUCUCCUUGAAUAGGGUGACUAAUUCCAUGGCUUUUGUUGGUGGAAGACUUUACAGAUGGAGAAGUGUGAGAGGGCUCGGGCAAUCGCUGGGCCCACUGAUUUACAUAGACAUACGCGGACAUUGGAAGUUAUAGUGCGUUAGUUUAGCUUGCUGUCAAAUUUAUUUUCCAGUGGCGUUGCUCCUUUUCAUCUGGAUUUACCUUUGAUUUUCUGCUCACCCUCUUGUCUCCUUUUAAUGUAUGCUUUGUUUCUGUUCCAAGUCGGCCCUCCUUUCUUCAUCUGCGAUUUUUUACCCUUUUCUUGGACUCGGUAUACGUUAUCUAGUUACUUGGCUGGCUGGUGAAUUUUUUGUAUACAAAAUAAAGCACGGUAGACUGGUGCUCGUCCCGUGAGAAUACCAACACAAAGUCAACUGUUCACCUGGCCAAUUGUCCGAUCCAAUCCCGUGCUGCCCAUGUCUUUGAAUUGACUUGGUCCGUAGCUGGUGCUCAGAUGGGUUAUGGCCGAUACUAUAUUUUUUUUAUCUUUACGGAGUGGGGAGGACUUUUAUUCCGGGUCUUGUAUUCGCUAUUUAUUCUGCCUUGUGGUGGGAUUUUGCGGUAGAUUUUCCAAAGCAUAGGGCGUUAUUUCAAUCACUCCCUGGUGUAUGCUGGGUAAUUCGAUUUUUAUGGUCAUGCGGGAUCACUCGCGGAUAGCACCAUUGAGUAAUGCCAUUUGGGGUCGUUGGGGUUAUAAUAUCUUAUUUACUUAUGACACUUAAGCGGAGUUCUGCAAGCACCCACGCACCCAACCGUGUGCGAUGUGUACAGAAAAAAGUAUCGCGGAUGAUCUGUGGGGAUUUUGUGGCUGUUGGGCGGGUAGUUGUGGCAUCUGGUGGUAUUGUCAUGCGGCACUGGUUAGACUGGUUGGACUGUAACUUACCGUACAGUACUGUGCAGAGCUCCCCCACUCUCAGGCUGGGAUCGAGAUUGCCGCUUCGGGCACGGGUGCGCGGGGAAAUUGGGAUGAGGGGUAUAUCGCGGUUCGCACUCCCUUACUGGGUCUGAGCAUCAUGGGUUGAAAGGGCCGAAAUCAAGCUUUACAUCUUACUCGUGUUACUCGAAGGCAGUAGAAUAUACCAUUUACGGCCAUACCUCCUAUCCUGAAUAAAUAAUAUACCAAUGGGCAGAACUCGGUAUCAGAACCUGAUAAGUUAGCCCAAGAGUUCAUAAUGUUGGCACAGGACCUACGCACCGGACCAUACCCACCACGGGACAGCUCCCCUCAGAACUAUCCUGCCUGCCCCGCCCUACUGAAAACCAACCUGCAGAGACGAGCGGGAAUCCGUCUGGGAGGGGUCGGUGUUGUAUCAUGGGAUAUUGGCGCUUGGCCUGCAUGUUGAAGGCUGCCUGUGGAUGUUUCGGUGGCGGAGCAUGCCUGCACGCGCGCCUUGAGCGUGUUUCCCCCACUUUUUGGGGUGCGGUUGGUGGGACUGUGCUGGGG